UAUAUCGGGCUUCCAUCAAAGCCAAACGUCGCACAUUGUAUCACAUAUAUUGGAACACAUACUAGCAAACAAAAAUUAAAAAUCGGAAAAUUAUGUGGAAGGUAGCGUUGUUGAUCGUAAUCCUGUCCGCUGCAACGGAUAAAAGUGUUGCAAACGACUGCGUGCCACGAAGUUUCGGGACGGAUAAUAUCGUAUGCGUUUGCAACUCAACUUACUGCGACAGCACGCCGGAACCAGAGCCGAAGAGUCCAGAGAAAGGUACUUUUCACUGGUACGUAUCGAGCAGAGAUGGCCUCAGAUUGAGCUUGUCAAAAGGAAAGAUCGGCCAUUGUCAAAACGAUGAUGAAUCUGUAACUCUGAACAUCAAUACCUCGAAGAGGUAUCAAACGAUCCUCGGUUUUGGUGGUGCUUUUACCGACUCGACGGGAAUAAAUAUCAGAAAUCUGAGCGAGGCUACUCAGGAUCAAUUAAUCAGGGCGUAUUUCGAUCCGAAAAGUGGAAGUAAAUAUACAUUAGGCCGUAUACCAAUAGGAGGAAGUGACUUCUCUACGAGAGCCUAUACAUUGGACGAUCACGAUGGUGAUGCGACGUUGCAACAUUUCGCGCUUGCUCCUGAAGAUAUCGAGUAUAAGAUACCGUACGCGAGGAAAGCUGUCGAAUUGAAUCCCGAUUUAAUAUUCUUUAGCGCUGCGUGGUCGGCCCCGAAAUGGAUGAAAACUAAUCAUAGAAUCAAUGGAUUUGGUUUCUUAAAGUCCGAAUAUUAUCAGACUUUUGCCAAUUACAUAGUAAAAUUCUUAGAUGAAUAUAAAAAAAAUGGAAUAGAUAUAUGGGGUGUUUCAACUGGAAACGAGCCAUUCGAUGUCUAUGUUCCUUUUGAGCGUCUUAACAGCAUGGGAUGGACACCAGAGCUGGUUGGCGAUUGGAUCGCUAACAACUUAGGUCCAACUUUAGCAAAUUCUGAACAUAAUGGCACACGAAUUUUCGUUUUCGACGAUCAAAGAAUAGGAUUACCUUGGUUCGUCGACAAAAUCUUUAAAAAUGAAAUUGCGAAAAAUUAUGUUUACGGAAUAGCUGUACAUUGGUACACGGAUAUAUUGAUUCCACCGAUAGUAUUAGAUGAAACGCACAAUAAUUUUCCUGAUAAAAAAAUUUUGCUGACCGAAGCAUGUGAAGGAUCUUUUCCAUUGGAAAAAAAGGUUGUGUUGGGAUCAUGGGAAAGAGGAAAAAGAUAUAUAUUAAGUAUAACGCAGUAUAUGAAUCAUUGGGGAGUUGGAUGGGUGGAUUGGAAUUUAGUUUUGAACAAAAAUGGUGGACCAAACUACAUCAAUAAUAACGUCGAUUCGCCCAUUAUUGUAAAUCCGGAAAAUGAUGAAUUUUAUAAACAGCCAAUGUAUUACGCUCUUAAACACUACAGCAGAUUCGUCGACAGAGGGUCGGUCAGGGUUUUCAUCACCAAUACGAUUGAAAUUAACGCCGCAGCCUUUGUAACACCCUCGAACGAAAUUGUGGUUGUUGCGUAUAACGACAAUAAUGAAAAAACAAAUGUGGUUCUAAACGAUGUGGCAACUAAAAAUUAUAUUUGUUUGGAAUUACCCCCACAUUCUAUGAAUACUGUAAUUUACAACAGAUAGAAUGCUCGUUUGAAAUGAAAUAUAUUAUUAAAUUCUAUUAUGUUAAAAAUGUAAAAUAAAAUUAUAUCGUAUUAUAAAUAAUAAAUGAGAAGAUGUAUUAUUAUUA
Messenger RNA from Apis dorsata (giant honeybee), 1737 nucleotides. Its product is annotated as lysosomal acid glucosylceramidase-like. Lineage: Eukaryota; Metazoa; Arthropoda; Insecta; Hymenoptera; Apidae. Gene Ontology annotation, biological process: glucosylceramide catabolic process. The coding region runs from base 93 to 1631 and encodes 512 amino acids. The record is from RefSeq and is a predicted model, not a curated record. The transcript is spliced from 8 exons. Gene Ontology annotation, molecular function: glucosylceramidase activity.